This is a messenger RNA of Ananas comosus (pineapple), 436 nucleotides long. RefSeq lists its product as uncharacterized. The record is from RefSeq and is a predicted model, not a curated record. The transcript has a single exon. Lineage: Eukaryota; Viridiplantae; Streptophyta; Magnoliopsida; Poales; Bromeliaceae. Bases 119 to 436 code for a protein of 105 amino acids.
UCUCGAGGGCAGGGGGUUCCCACUUCCCACUUCGAUCGACUGUCAGACCCACCAGUUGCCACCGGCGGAGUUCCGCCGGUCCUCCCAGGCCGGCACGACUUUCUAGCGCGCGAGGAAAAUGCCGGCGGCUCUUGGCACCCGCCGCAUCUCCACCGCCGCCGGCGCCGGCGCCGGCGCCGCAUCUCCAGAGGCCGUCGUGGCGGCGGCUGCGCGGAGCGUGUGCGAGACGAUCCUCCGGCGGGCGCGGUGGGACUCGUCCCCGCUCCCUUCCUCCUCGUGCCGGCUCCUCCUCCACCCGUCCUUCCUGGAGCUCGUCCUCCUCCGCCUCUCCCCCUCCCACCCGCUCCUCUCCCUCCGCUUCCUCCGCUUCCUCCUCCUCCUCCUCUCCCCCCUCCCCUCCUCCCUCUCCCUCUCCCUCGCCCGCUCCGCGCGCUGA